Messenger RNA from Brassicogethes aeneus, 1442 nucleotides. The record is from the annotation of a GenBank genome assembly. Lineage: Eukaryota; Metazoa; Arthropoda; Insecta; Coleoptera; Nitidulidae.
GCCGACUAGUUAACGAGAUUACCUAUAAGAAUUUAGUCGCGUUACACCCUACAAACGGAAUGUAACGAUCCUUUCGAAUUAAAAAUGAAAAAUCCUGACGAUAGUCCGAAAAAACUGAUAUCCGUUCAAAGUCAAAAGUUGGUCAAUAAGCAAAAACGCGGGCACUUCCUGAAAAAGUUGAAGCUGAAAAAGGGCGUUUCGCUGCCGUGCGAUCCCGAAUCGGCCGGUGUUGCUGUGCCAGGGUCUUCUUCGGAAGAACACCAACAACGGCGAACUCCAGAAGGAGAAGACCGCACUCCACUAUCGAAAUCCGCGUCCGUAAAUAACUUAGCGGAGAGUUGGGAAAGUGCGGAAGAUUCGAAAUUAGAUAAAAUUGAGUCAACCGAAAGUGUUAUCAAAGUGGAUAGACCUCAGUUUGGUUUGAGAGAGCCAAAAGCACGCACAGAAUCCCUAGACCGCAUCGAAAAAAUGACAGCCUUUGGUGAACUCAUUGUAGACCCAUCCACAAUUUCAACGUCAAUUGUCAAACAACAGUCAGUUAGCAAGCCGAGAGAUCAUUUAUACAAGAUUUUAGUUAUUGGGGACUUGGGCACCGGAAAAACAUCGAUUAUCAAAAGAUAUGUGCAUAAAUUUUUCACCCAAAACUACAGAGCAACCAUAGGGGUGGAUUUUGCCCUAAAAGUCAUCAACUGGGACGACAAUACCUUGAUAAGGCUUCAACUGUGGGACAUAGCAGGUCAAGAAAGAUAUGGCAACAUGACUAGGGUUUACUAUAAAGAAGCGGUAGGCGCCUUUAUAGUUUUUGACGUAACUAGGAAAAAUACUUUCGAUUCAGUCAACAAUUGGAAAUCUGAUUUGGAUUCCAAAGUACAAUUACCUGAUGGUUCCAACAUACCCUGCGUACUACUAGCUAAUAAGUGUGAUCAGCCUAAAGAAGGUAUUGCGAACGUGCCAGCCAAAAUGGAGGAGUACUGCAAAGAAAAAGGCUUCACUGCCUGGUUUGAAACGUCGGCUAAAGACGAUAUUAACAUAGAUGAGGCUGCUAAGGCGUUAGUCCAAACAAUAUUAAAUAACGAUACCAUAAUUAAUAACGAGAAAAAAGAUGGCGACCAAUUUCCUCUCGGUAAAUACUCGAAUGAUGAUGAAGAACAAAGAAAAAAGUGUUCGUGUUGACUUUUUUUUAACUUAUGUUGCAGCUAUGAACACAAUAAUUUAUUCUGAUAUCUUUGGUUCUAACAACUAUCAUGACUAAUUUUAAGCUUCGCUACAUAGGUCAUUUUUAAGUGCAAUGUUAUAUUUUACAUUUCAGGGUGAUUUUGGAUAAUUAUGCAUAUUUAUUAGGCCACCAUUAUAGUUAUUAAUUAAUUAAUCAAUAUGAAAUUAAAAUUUCUCAUCAUACUAUUAUUAAAUUUGUUUGUACUUAAUUGGUAGAUGUAUCCAGC